This is a messenger RNA of Nomascus leucogenys (northern white-cheeked gibbon), 5341 nucleotides long. RefSeq names its product homer scaffold protein 1 (gene HOMER1). Gene Ontology annotation, molecular function: G protein-coupled glutamate receptor binding. The record is from RefSeq and is a predicted model, not a curated record. Gene Ontology annotation, biological process: G protein-coupled glutamate receptor signaling pathway; regulation of store-operated calcium entry. Gene Ontology annotation, cellular component: cytoplasm; postsynaptic density; plasma membrane. NCBI's taxonomy places the organism in Eukaryota, Metazoa, Chordata, Mammalia, Primates, Hylobatidae.
ACUCUGCCGCCGCGCUCGCCUCACGCCGGCGGCGCUGACCGGGAAAGCAGCACCCUCUGCUCUGCCAGCCGGCUGGUGGAGGCGGAGGCAGCGGCAGGCUUCAGGCCGCCGGGGCUGGCGCUGUUCUGCCCGGCGGGAGCCGGAGGCCGGCGGAGGCGGGCGCUGAUGGAAGUGUGAAGAGGCGGCGGCGGGGCCCGGGGAAUGUGAGGCGGCGCGUGGCUGCGGCGCGGAGCGUGAGAGACGAGGAGCAGGGGUGGGGGCGCUGGAGCGGCGGCUGCGCUUCGGCUUCGAGCCCAGCUCUCCUGGCCCCAACGCGGGCUUAGCCUCCCGCCUUGGCUCGGGCAGGCGCCCGUCGACCCUUCGGACCCUUUCGCCCGCCCUGGAGCUGGGGGCAGGGUGCCAGUGGAAGCGUGGGGCUUGGCUCUGUGAUUCAUUCAUUCUCCGCCGACGGGAGCCUCAGACCCGCUGUGUUCUGAAGAGAGGAGGGAAGAGGGGGCAGCCGCGAAUGAAGGGCCGAGCACCAGCCGGGCUCCAUUGUGCUCGGCGGCGGGGGGCGGGAAGGGGCUGAGGGAGGUGGGAUCGGGCCCCCUCCUCCAGCUCCCCGGCGUGCGCUGCGCCUCCAGCCUGCUGCCAGCCUGGAAAUGGCUCCGUUUAUUCUCCUCGGGAGAAUGAAUCGAUCCUGCCUAGCCUUCUCUUCCUCCUCCCCACCUCUUCUCUGCUCCGAGUCUUAGGAGGAGAAACAUUUAAAAAGACAGAUUCCAAUGUGGAGUGCCGUGCAGGUUGCGAGCUGCCGGGUUUGCACUUCGAGGAGAUUUUUCUGUGUAGUUUUUUUCCUAAUGUGAGCGCAGGGAAGCCGUGGCAUUACUGCUUUUGGGAUUUUUAUUCACGUGCACGUCGCGUUUGGUUGCUCGCUCCACCCCCGGGGACCUGGUGUGGUGGAGAAAUUUGAAUCCGCAGCCUUAGCUCCGAAAAGGCCGAGUUACCUGGCUCUCCCUGAGUGUCGAGGAGGACGUGAGUGAAAUGACCAGCGAACUCAUUUUUUAUAGGACUCGGUGAAGCCGAAUUCUGCAUUUCCUUACUUAUAGACUCAUUUUGUGGAAUAGAGUUGAUCGCUGUUUCCUCCGCAAAGCAUAAAACUCGAAUAAGCAAAUGCCGCCUCUGUUUGAACGUUUUGGUAUUUACAAGAGAGAAAUCAUUUUACCUAAGAGAACUAAUUGAAUUGGCAGCAUCCUUGAAAUACCUCCGGACAAGGAUCUGGGGGUGGGGGUGGAAAAGCAACUGCGAAAUAGCAGACGGAGAAAUUCCUUUGGAAGUUAUUCCGUAGCAUAAGAGCUGAAACUUCAGAGCAAGUUUUCAUUGGGCAAAAUGGGGGAACAACCUAUCUUCAGCACUCGAGCUCAUGUCUUCCAAAUUGACCCAAACACAAAGAAGAACUGGGUACCCACCAGCAAGCAUGCAGUUACUGUGUCUUAUUUCUAUGACAGCACAAGAAAUGUGUAUAGGAUAAUCAGUUUAGAUGGCUCGAAGGCAAUAAUAAAUAGUACCAUCACCCCAAACAUGACAUUUACUAAAACAUCCCAGAAGUUUGGCCAGUGGGCUGAUAGCCGGGCAAACACUGUUUAUGGAUUGGGAUUCUCCUCUGAGCAUCAUCUUUCGAAAUUUGCAGAAAAGUUUCAGGAAUUUAAAGAAGCUGCUCGACUAGCAAAGGAAAAAUCACAAGAGAAGAUGGAACUUACCAGUACACCUUCACAGGAAUCCGCAGGUGGGGAUCUUCAGUCUCCUUUAACACCAGAAAGUAUCAACGGGACAGAUGAUGAAAGAACACCUGAUGUGACACAGAACUCAGAGCCAAGGGCUGAACCAACUCAGAAUGCAUUGCCAUUUUCACAUAGUUCAGCAAUCAGCAAACAUUGGGAGGCUGAACUGGCUACCCUCAAAGGAAAUAAUGCCAAACUCACUGCAGCCCUGCUGGAGUCCACUGCCAAUGUGAAACAAUGGAAACAGCAACUUGCUGCCUAUCAAGAGGAAGCAGAACGUCUGCACAAGCGGGUGACUGAACUUGAAUGUGUUAGUAGCCAAGCAAAUGCAGUACAUACUCAUAAGACAGAAUUAAAUCAGACAAUACAAGAACUGGAAGACACACUGAAAGUGAAGGAAGAGGAAAUAGAAAGGUUAAAACAAGAAAUUGAUAAUGCCAGAGAACUACAAGAACAGAGGGAUUCUUUGACUCAGAAACUACAGGAAGUAGAAAUUCGGAACAAAGACCUGGAGGGACAACUGUCUGACUUAGAGCAACGUCUGGAGAAAAGUCAGAAUGAACAAGAAGCUUUUCGCAAUAACCUGAAGACACUCUUAGAAAUUCUGGAUGGAAAGAUAUUUGAACUAACAGAAUUACGAGAUAACUUGGCCAAGCUACUAGAAUGCAGCUAAGGAAAGUGAAAUUUCAGUGCCAACUAAUUAAAAGAUACACUGUCUCUCUUCGUAGGACUGUUUAGGCUCUGCAUCAAGAUUGCACACACACACACAAAAAUUUGAAUAUCACUCCUCCAGGAGGAGGAUCUUUUGAAAAUUGGAAUUGUAUAUUUCACUGUAAAUUUUAGAAUCCAGCUUGUAGCUAGUUGGGGAAAAAAGAGAUGAAAAACUUGAACUACAAAUUACCUCCAUGUAUAUUAUUGGCCAUAGUUAACUAGAAAGUUAUAAAUAGACACUUAAUGCAAUCUUUUUUCCUGAUAUUAGCCAAUGGGAGAAUUAACAAUGUCUAGGUCACAUCCCCUUUUUGUGUUCAACACAGUGAAGAUUAUCUGCUUUUUAAAUUAAUUUAUUUACGAUAUCUAGAGCUGUGUUUUGUGCAAAAACUUAGUGAUGAAAGCCUGUCUUUUGUUGUAAUCUGAAUAAUUUCUCAGGAUAUUUUUGCACUGCUGAAAAGCAGUGCCAUUACCAAUUAAUUCUUGCCAGGAGUGAGAGAGAGCUGUAUCUUUAAUUGAAAUAUACUAUAACUGGGUGUAUAGAGUUCUUCCCUUUUUUGUGCUGGAAGAUAUUUCACUCUGGUGACUACUCUGGUACACUCUGGUGUUCUCUAAUCUUGUCUGUUGUAUAGUUUACUUUUCCAUAUUGAUUCCAUGUAUUUAUGAGAAGAUAUUGUCUCCCAUUUUAUUACACAUUUUAAAGCCAACUAACGAAGGCAGCUGAGUCCCUCAGAAAUUUUUCUUUUUAAAUUUCUAAUAAAUUUGACACACAGUACUGAAAUACAGCAGCCCGUCAUUAACGGUCUGGUCUAGCAAUGUUAAGUAUAUUUACAGAAUAUGCAGUUACAUUUAUUUAUAUAUUUUGCAAGAAAUCUUUUCUGAAUGAUCAAUGCAUUUCAAUUUACGAAUAAUAAUGGUUAUUGGGGAACUGUUUAUUAUAGAUAAUUUUAAGGUGUAUAGCUAUUUUAAAGGGGGUCCAUUUACAUCAAACAGCCGAUCAGAGGACUCUAUCUAAAUUGUGAUCGUGGCAGAUAGAGAUGGAGUUGUGUACUCUAUCUGGCUCUACCCAUCAAUCACAUCUUGAUUCAAACCUCACAAGGCAAUAUUCUGAACUGUUAACUAGGUAUUUCAAAACAGGAAUUAAAUUCAAUAGGCUCUUCUCAGUGAACAGGUUUUAAUGUUGUUUUGAUGUAAUUUUAAAAGACUUUUAGCAAACAUGCAUUUCUUUAUAUAUUUCUUUUAUGAAGCUAUUUUAAAAGUAAGCCAAGUGCUGUCUAGUCUGCUUAUAAAGUAGGAAUUGCAUCAGAAUACAUAUAUUCUUGCUGUACAAUGCCUGUGAUGUUGAGGAGGGUUCUUUUUUAAAGUGUAUGCUUGAGUAUCUGACUCUAUGGAGUCUAUAAAUGCACUGACUUCUUGUUUGUACCCCAAAAUGAUCGAAUUGUUAAGUACAAAAUUAAGCUAAUUAACCAAUUUGUAACCAUUUUUUCACUCAUAAACAGCUACUCAAUACUAGACAAUUUUGUUUUUUAUGUAUGUGUAUGUACGUAAAUACAUACAUAUUAAUUUACAUUAGAGUGAAAAAUAAAUGGUUUGUUUCUGAAGUUAGUUUCUAAAGUGAAUUUUCAGGUGUCUCUGAAAAAUUUAUAACAAACAGUCAUCAUGUAUUAUAUGUGCUGUAACAUCAUGUACGUUACCUCCAUCUAUUUUAGGAUAUUUUCCUCACCUAUAUAUUAUAGGGAGAAUAAUUUAGAUACACAUGCUCAGAGCUGAGAUAUUUCUCUGAUAAAUCAGGUAACAAAGUGUAUUUGAUUGAUGGAAUUUUGAAGUAAAUGUGAUUUUAUCCAUCAGUUUCUGAGUAACAAAGAGCACCAAGUUUUAAUUUAAAUAGGGGAUUUAACACUAGGGAUCAGGGAGUUUAGUUAUGAAGAGUUAAAAGAAUUUAAAAAAGUGUAAGCUGUUGAAAUGGCAAGUGAAUUAUUUUAAUGAUGUAAUAAAAUAUUUUUAAAUUUUGACAUAGUGAUCAUUUAAUGAAAAAACUCACCAAAAUGUCUCCAUUUGAAUUGUAUUGAUAAUGUGGGACAUAUGUGUAAUUCAAUAUAUACAUAUACCCAUAUGUAUAUACAGAAAAUUAUUUUUAAUACUUUCCUACUGAUAUGAAAUUUAAAAUUGGAAAUUUUGUGAGUGUUUUUCUUGUCCAAUAGAGCCUAAUUGUUUCCUUUUUUAGUGAUUUAACAAUCUCUUGAGGGCUGCACCUUUAAAUUCCCAGAUUGUCAAUAGACAUGUACAGUAUAUGGGAUAAGGUGGACACAAGUGCAAAUAUAAAUAAAAUCUUCUUAAGACUUUUAACUAUUCAUUUACAGUAGGAGAGUAUGUAGAAAUCAUCAUCCACAAGUCAUAAUUAGGUUGUGUGCCUACUGUAGUUUUUUCCAUUUCUGUAUUAUAUAAACAUUUGCAUAUUAAAAUUUGAUUUUUCCCAGAGACAAGUAUUAUAUACUGUAUCUAUAUUUAAAUCAAACUGUGGUAAUAUAUUUCUCAGAAAAUAAUGUUGGGGACUAUAGCCUGAACAUGUGGACUUGAAGCGACAUGGAGGAGGAGGUUGAUCCCGUUGUGUAUAAGUUAAUAUGUGAUAACUAUUGAAUCUUGUACAAAAACAAAAAUUGAAAAAAAAAAAGAAAAGCAAAAAUACAGUUUUUAUUUUGAAAUACAUUUGUUCUCUGGAGAAUGUACUUUAUCUUUUUUUCAUCCAGUCUUUUACAGAUAUUUAAAAGCAUUUAAAUGAUGACAGCAUUUACUUAAAUCUUUCAGGUGCUACUGGAUUUUGCAUUAGUGUGUUAUGUUGUGAAAUCCUAACUUUGACAUAAAAGGUUUUAUAAGUA